AUGGGCAUCAACAACGUUAUCAGGUACGAGCACGAGCAAGAGGGUGUCGAGCCGCGGCACCACCACCACGAGCACAAGCAGACCGGCGCUGCAGAAUCCGAGGUCGACCUCGACAAGACGUCGUCGAUUAGCACGUCGCCGUCUCUCAGUUCCCAGUCUUCGGUCUCUGUGAGUUCGGAGUCGCCUUUCCAACUUGGCAGGGAGAGCAACGUGAACGACAUUUUGCAGGCCAACCGCUCUGCAAUGAAACGUCUUCAGGAGACGAUGCCAGCAGUGCUGGAGAAGUCCGGCCAGGGCCAGUCUCCGCACACCCUUUGGGUUGGGUGUUCUGACUCCCGAGUGAAUGAAUGCACCACUCUGGGCUGCGUUCCCGGCGAGGUGUUCACCCUCCGCAACAUCGCCAACCUGAUUUCUUACCAGGAUUUCUCGUCCAUGUCUGCGCUGCAGUUUGCCAUUGACGUGCUGAAGGUGAAGCGGAUCAUUGUCUGUGGCCAUACCGACUGUGGCGGAGUCUGGGCGGCUCUGUCGUCCAAGAAAAUCGGCGGAGUGCUGGACAACUGGCUGGCGCCUAUCAGACAGAUCCGUGCCAAGAACCUGGCCACUUUGAAGAGCAUCGAGGACCCAUUCGAGAAAUGCACCAAGCUCAGUGAGCUCAACAUUGCCAAUUCCAUCAGCGAAAUCCGCAAACACCCCAGCUUCGUGACUGCGUCGAAACACAGUGGUCUUGAGAUAUUGGGUUUUAUUUAUGACGUGAAGACCGGUCUUCUUCGCGAGAUAGAGAUAGCUAACGAGUUCGAGGACGACGAGCUCCACGACGUUUUCCACCUACAGGAAGGCUCAGCUGCCCAAGCCGGUCAUUAA
This is a messenger RNA of Ogataea haglerorum, 861 nucleotides long. RefSeq lists its product as uncharacterized. The coding region runs from base 1 to 861 and encodes 286 amino acids. The record is from RefSeq and is a predicted model, not a curated record. Gene Ontology annotation, biological process: cellular response to oxidative stress; cellular response to carbon dioxide; carbon utilization. The transcript has a single exon. Gene Ontology annotation, cellular component: cytoplasm. Gene Ontology annotation, molecular function: zinc ion binding; carbonate dehydratase activity. Lineage: Eukaryota; Fungi; Ascomycota; Pichiomycetes; Pichiales; Pichiaceae.